Molecule: messenger RNA, 1275 nt
Organism: Pungitius pungitius (ninespine stickleback)
Lineage: Eukaryota; Metazoa; Chordata; Actinopteri; Perciformes; Gasterosteidae
Product: sodium/potassium/calcium exchanger 1-like
Exons: 3
Coding region: 73-1275 (400 amino acids)
Source: RefSeq, a predicted model, not a curated record
AAAGCGGGUUCUCCUGGGAGAUACUGUGGAUUGUUUCUGGAGUAUCAUUUCUUUUAUGUUUUCUCUGACAACAUGGAGUACUGCUUUUUGACUGGAUUCCUAGUGGUUUUGUUGAUACAACGUUGCAAGUCUGAAGGUCACUCUACCUCCAUCCAGUCCUCCACAGCGGUCCCCUUGCAAGAUGGGCCAGCCACACCCCAAGAACCAGAGCCCGCUGCAGAGGUGGUAUCUGCGGUGGCCCCCCCCAGCCUGAAGGAAGUUCAGCAGGCCGUGCAGGAGGCCUCAGAGCAGGUGGAGACCCGUGGGGCGGAGGAAGUGCUGAAGGUGCUGCUGGAGAGGGUGGUGGAGGCAGCUUGGGGGCAGGUGGAAGCAACAGGAGAAGUGAAAGUAGAUGAGCAGGCAGUACGGGAGGAGGAGGCUCUUGAGCCAGAAAAAGAAGAGGUGGAAACAAAUGCAGAGGUGUUGGAGAAGGUGGUGGAGGGAGAAGAUGUGGCCGCCGAGGGCGAAUAUAACAAUGCUGGAGAAGAGCAGGAGGUAGCAGUGGUGGAUGCACUGGAAUAUGUUUCUGAGGAGGGCGAAGGAGUUGAGGAAAGGGAAGGGGAGACCGCGGCGGGAUCUGUUGUGGAGACCGGAGUGGGGGUAGAAGCAGAGGGAGUGGAGGUUAUCAACAAGUCUCUUGGCAUCAACUCCCCUCACAGGACUGCAGAAGACACAGUGGCUGCGUUAGAAGAGACGGGAGGGCACACAUUGGCGGAGGCAGGGGCGCGGGUCGGCUACGAGGAAGAAAAAGGUGCGGCUGAAACAGAAAGGCGGGAGGUAGAGGAAACCCCAGCUGUUGUGGAGGUGGCAGAAGGUGGAGAGGCGGAGGGCAGGCCAGGGUCCAACACCAGCCUGGCGUCAGCUGACGUGCAGCAGAUAGGGGACGUACGGGGAAAUGAAGACAAUCGGGUCGAUGAAAUGGCCGUGGUCCCUCAUUCUGAUGAUUUAGAGAUAGAGUCCACACAAACAGUAGUAGGGGAGCACGUGGAGGAGAUAAACAUAGUGGAGGAAGCCAAAGAGCCAGAGGUGGAGGACCAACAAGGCCAUUUGGUGGUGGGGGGUGUAGCUGCACAAGAUGAAGGGGCAGAAGCGGGGGAAGAGAGUCCAAUCAAGGGAGAAUCGGUGGAGCUGGCGAAUGAGGGGGGUGACCUACAAGCGGGGGAGGAGGAGCAGAGGGCUCUGGAGACCUCGCAUGGCGGUGACAAAGAGGAUCAAGGUCCACUCGACAAACCCUAA